Messenger RNA from Spirometra erinaceieuropaei, 1621 nucleotides. The record is from the annotation of a GenBank genome assembly. NCBI's taxonomy places the organism in Eukaryota, Metazoa, Platyhelminthes, Cestoda, Diphyllobothriidea, Diphyllobothriidae.
AUGACCAACGCAAUGAAGCAGGACUGCGUCCUCGCGCCUACCCUCUUCCGCCUCAUGUUCUCUGCCAUGAUGAUGGACGCCUAUCGUGAUGAACGCCACGGGAACCGCAUCGCCUACAGGACGGACGGCCACCUGCUCAACCACAGGCGGAUGCACUUCCAGUCGCGUAUAUCCACAAUCACCGUCCACGAACUUCUCUUCGUCAAUGACUGUGCCCUCAACGUUACCUUGGAGGGAGACAUGCAAAGGAGUAUGAACAUCUUCGCCGCUGUCUGCAAGAACUUCGGCCUGAUCAUCAACACGGAGAAGACGGUGGUUAUGCACCAACCGCCACCCAACGCUGCCCACAUUGUGCCGCAUAUCAGCGUGAACGGAACUCAACUGCAUGUGGUAGACAACUUCGCGUAUGGGCAGCACCUUCUCCAGCGCCACCAAAAUCGACGACGAAGUUGCUCGCCGCAUUUCCAAGGCCAGCCAUGCCUUCAAUCGUCUGUAGAACACCGUCUGGAACCGUCACGGACUUCAGCUCAGCACGAAACUGAACAUGUACAAGGCGGUCAUCCUACCAACACUACUGUAUGGAGCGGAGACCUGGACUGUGUACAUGAAGCAGGUACGCAGACUCAACCAAUUCAACUUCAGUUUUAUUCGACGGAUGCUGAAGCUUAGGUGGUAGGAUCGGAUUUCCGACACGGACAUACUGGAGCGGACGGGAAUCUUCAGCAUCUACGCCAUGCUUACACAACUGCAUCUACGCUAGACCGGCCAUCUCGUGCGGAUGGACAAUGAGCGGCUACUUAAACGAGUCUUCUAUGGAGAUGUCGCCACGGGUUACUGUUGUCAAGGGAGCCAAAUCCGUCAAUACAAGGACACACUGAAGACUCCCUUAGAGCCUACGCAGAUCAACCCGGCCAACUGUUGAGACCUCGCCCGAAACCAACCGACCUGAAGGAGGGCAGUGAUGACAGGUUGAGCGAUUUACGAGGCGACCCGUAUCGCCGCCGCGAAAGCCAAACGAGAAGCACGCAAAUCUCAGCUGCGCUCCCCUCACAACGCCAACGCCCAAUCGCGUCCAAGGUGUCCACGGUGUCAGCGGACAUUCUGAGUGCCAGUUGGACGUGUUGGACCCCUUCAGACCAACUGCAGCACUCGGACUGCGCCAACCAUCAUCUCUCCGUCCACCUCUCCCUCACCUUCUACGCCGUUAACUAACUCUGACCGUCCUUCCGAACCACCACUUCCAUCCUCCUCCUCCUUCUUCACCACCACCACCACCACCACCACCACCACCACCACCACCGCCUCAGCGUCUACCGCUGUGACGCCUACCACUCCCGUCAACACUACACACAAUCCUGACAUACCGACAAACACCAACGCCACACCGUUGACACCAGUGGUGAGGACCUGGUUUAUACCUGUCCUCAUUGCGUCCGCAUCUUCACCUCACACAUUGGCCUGGUCAGUCACUUGCGAGUCCAUCGCAGAGACUGGCGAACCAGUGCCUGGAGCACCAUCCUACACAUGCCGCAUCUGCCUCCACUGUCCAAAUUACACUCGCACAUUUAUUCACCACAAGGGUCUAUUAGGUUACAUACGCGUCCACGAAAACCUGCGGUAG